AUGCCGGUUGGAAUCCCGGAUACAACCGACUUUGAAACCUUACGACGGACAGAAUACAACUACCUGGACGCCCAGGACCAUGUUUACCUGGAUUACACGGGAUCAGGCCUCACCGCAGCUUCUCAGGUACGGCACCACAGUACUCGGUUCGCCACUACCCUGUAUGGGAAUCCGCACUCCAUCAAUCCAACCAGUGCUGCGGCCACGGAGGCCAUAGACCGCACUAAAUCCAGGGUUCUUGCACAUGUCAAUGCUUCUCCUGGUGAAUACACGGUUGUCUUUACUGCAAACGCUACUGCCGCAGCGCGACUGGUCGGCGAGGCCUACCCUUUUCACCGUGGGCGCGGACUUGUCCUGACAGCUGACAACCACAAUUCCAUCAACGGUAUCAGGGAGUUUGCCGCUUCCAAAGGAGCCCAAACAAAAUACAUUCCCCUUCUCCAACCUGACCUUCGUAUCAGCCAUACGGAUGUCACCUCUGCUCUCGGUCCAAGUCGGCGUCUUUGGCGUCGACUUCCAACUAGAUGUCACUGCAUGCUUCGAAGGUCUAGCCUAAACCCUAAAUCAGCGGGCCUAUUCGCAUAUCCAGCACAGAGCAACUUCAGCGGCGUCCGCCACCCCCUUUCAUGGACCGCCCUAGCUCAAGAAAGGGGCUAUCACGUCCUACUCGACGCGGCUGCCUACCUCCCCACUGCAACGUUAGACUUGUCAGAAGUCAAGCCAGACUUUGUGAUAGUCAGCUGGUACAAGUUAUUUGGCUAUCCCACUGGGAUAGGAUGCCUGAUCGCGCGCAAAGAGUCUCUCGACCUCCUUCGCAUGCAACGGCCCUGGUUUUCUGGCGGGACUAUCCAAGCUGCCGCGGCAUCAGUUCCAUGGCACACGCUUGCACCAGGAGCCGAAGCUUUCGAAGAUGGCACCCCAAACUUCCUCGGGAUCCCAGACGUUCACUUUGGUCUAGAUUGGCUGGAAGCGAUCGGCGUAUCUGCCAUUGGGGCUCGAGUUAAUUUCUUGACGGGGCUCUUCUUGGAUCGUCUCUUGCAGAUGCAUCAUAGCAAUGGAACGCCCAUGGUGAGAGUAUACGGGCCGAUCAACACGGAUAUGCGCGGGGGCACGAUCACGUUCAACUUUCUUGAUGCAAGAGAGAAGGUGAUUGAUGACCGGCUGGUCGGCCUGGAGUCGGCUGCGGCCCGAAUUUCCCUUCGGACCGGGUGUUUCUGUAAUCCCGGGGCCGGCGAAGCUGCAUUAGGCUUGGAUAAAUCGGUCGUCCAACUGCUGACAAGGCCCCGCAAACCGUUACGGAAGGUUGAUAGGCAACUUGAGGCCCACGGGGUUGAAACGCUGGGCGCCGUGCGCGUUUCGUUUGGCCUAGCCUCAAACACCACGGACUUGGAUAAGUUCUUUGGGUUCGCUGAAAAGACGUACAAGGACCGGAUCGUGGUUAGAGAAGGGCCACCCAUCCGACCGCAGUGUUGA
This is a messenger RNA of Dichotomopilus funicola, 1473 nucleotides long. Its product is annotated as molybdenum cofactor sulfurase. The record is from RefSeq and is a predicted model, not a curated record. The transcript has a single exon. Bases 1 to 1473 code for a protein of 490 amino acids. NCBI's taxonomy places the organism in Eukaryota, Fungi, Ascomycota, Sordariomycetes, Sordariales, Chaetomiaceae.